Elaeis guineensis (African oil palm) is the source of this 1366-nucleotide messenger RNA. Its product is annotated as serine/threonine-protein phosphatase PP1. NCBI's taxonomy places the organism in Eukaryota, Viridiplantae, Streptophyta, Magnoliopsida, Arecales, Arecaceae. Gene Ontology annotation, cellular component: cytoplasm; nucleus. Gene Ontology annotation, molecular function: protein serine/threonine phosphatase activity. The record is from RefSeq and is a predicted model, not a curated record.
AAACAAAGCCCCCACGUUGUCGUUGCCUCUCUCUCUCUCCCCGUUUAUCGUAAGCCAAAAGAAGAGAGAGAUCAAGAGGCGGAGAAGACGAAGGGGAGGCGAAAGCCCCCGGAUUUGGAAGAGAGAGAUGAUGAUGACGAAGAGCUCGAUGGGGGCCAUGGAGGGGCCCGUCCUGGACGACAUCCUCCGGCGGCUCAUCGACGGCGGCCGGGGCGGCGGCGGGAAGCAGGUCCAGCUCUCGGAGUCCGAGAUCCGUCAACUAUGCGUCGAGGCCAAGCGGGUCUUCCUCUCCCAGCCCAACCUCCUCGAUCUCCGCGCCCCUAUUAAGAUCUGCGGUGAUAUACAUGGACAAUAUCUUGAUCUCAUAAGGAUAUUUGAAUGUGGUGGCUAUCCUCCUGCUUCAAGUUAUCUGUUUCUUGGGGACUAUGUCGAUAGGGGUAAACACAGCUUGGAGACAAUAUGUUUGCUUCUAGCAUAUAAAAUAAAGUACCCUGACAAAAUCUCUCUUUUGAGGGGGAACCAUGAAGAUGCGAAAAUCAAUAGAGUUUACGGUUUUUAUGAUGAAUGUAAGCGGAGGUUCAAUGUCCGGCUUUGGAAGAUCUUUUGCGAUUGCUUCAAUUGUUUACCUAUUGCAGCAGUCAUCGAUGAGAAAAUCUUGUGCAUGCAUGGGGGGCUUUCACCAGAGUUAACCAGUUUGGACCAAAUAAGACAUAUUGAGAGGCCCAUUGAGAUUCCAGAUUAUGGUCUUCUUUGUGAUUUGCUUUGGUCUGAUCCUGAUCCUGAGGUUCAAGGGUGGGGGAUGAGUGACAGAGGGGUUUCAUGUACAUUCGGUGCUGAUAAACUUGUUGAGUUUUUGGAGAAGAAUGAACUCGAUCUUUUAUGCCGAGCUCAUCAGGUAGUAGAAGACGGAUAUGAGUUUUUUGCACAACGGAGAUUAGUCACAAUAUUUUCAGCUCCAAAUUACUGUGGUGAAUUUGAUAAUGCUGGUGCUUUGUUGAGCAUAGAUGAGUCCCUUUUGUGUUCAUUUCAGAUAUUGAAACCCAUUGAAAACAGAGCUGGACCAGGUGGCUCCACAUUAAGACCUAUACCAAAGAAGUUGCCAAAAGGUGGGAAUAUUUGAUGCCUCAACAGUUACAACCGAUCAGCUUGGCAAAAAGAGGAGAUUUAAAGGGUUUUGAUUUUCUUUGUUAUUUUCUCGUAUUUAGUCUUCUAGGCGUUGCAAGCCUUUAACACCUUUCAAACCAUCAGGCAGUCAAAGCUUGUCUAUUAAUUUGCAGGAAAAAUUUGUAAAUUAAUUCCAAACACUUUCUUUCUGUACAGCAAUAAAGUAUUAUUUAAUGUAAUUUUGAUCACCUCUUUAUCAUUA